AUUAUAUUUUCAUUUUUCUCAUUGCAUUUCCUUACAUUAAAAUGUCAAGUUCAGCUUCAUUAUACAUGACUCAAGUACGAUUUUGUAGAGCACUAGCGGUAGUGCGGUGUUUACCAACAGAAAGCGGAGGAGCGUUUCAGCCAUCAAUAGCAGACCGACUAAAUUUUUAUGGACUUUAUAAGCAAACACUUGCUGGGGAUUGUAUGCUAUUAAAACCGUCUUCAAAACAUAUUGUUCAAUACGCAAAAUGGAAAGCUUGGGAUAGACUUCGAGGAGUAAGUCCGAUUGAUGCUCAAAUUAUGUACAUUCAUGCACUUAUCGACCUGUUAACUGAGUUUUUAGAGAAAUAUCCUGAUUCUGAGUUGACAGUAAGCCUAACUGAAUCAUUAGACUAUUUGCAAGAAGUUCAAGACACAGGCACCGAUCAAGAAGAAAAUCUUGUUCAAUGGGACACGAAUGAACAGGAAAAAGAAGAAUACUAUUUGGGAAGCAUUAGGUCUGAGCAGCUAUUAUCUGAACAACAAGGAUCAUACUAUUCAAGUCCUAGUGAAUUUCCCAUGACACCAGAGCUAUCACCCAGAUAUUAUCAGCAAGAGGAGCAAGAAUAUGAUAAUGAGGUAGCCACAGCGACAUCAUCCUUAUAUUUGUCUACACCAAGUCGACACCCUUAUGCUGAAUCCAGUAAAAAAAGCAGUAAAUUAGCUACAAAAAAGGCAUUAAAGAAUCUACAGAUAGAAGUAGCAGCUCUUUGUCAAGAAAUUGACCAUCUAAGAAGAGAGAAACAUCAUUCGUAUUUACGUUGGCGUGGUCUUUGGUUACUCAAAUCAGUUGCAAGGCAUACGUUUUUUAAUUUUUUGAUAAUGAUACUAGUAUUUGUUGUGUUAUGGAGAAGAAAAUCACCUAUUGCUUAUGCUAUCAUGAGUUACACUGGACCUCGUACAAGAGAUCAAAUACGUUACUUGUUUCGUCAUUUUGUCUUUUGGAAAGUCACUGCGUAAACUUUUUUUUUGUGACAUGAAAUACUCCAGUCACAUUUAAUGAAUAGAAGAAAAAAAAAGUAUAAAUUGAUUUAUUUAUUUUCUCCCCUUUUUUGCUUUUUCACUUUUUUUUUUGUAUUGCAUGGAU
Molecule: messenger RNA, 1125 nt
Organism: Mucor mucedo
Lineage: Eukaryota; Fungi; Mucoromycota; Mucoromycetes; Mucorales; Mucoraceae
Product: acyl CoA binding protein-domain-containing protein
Exons: 4
Coding region: 42-998 (318 amino acids)
Biological process (GO): fatty acid metabolic process
Molecular function (GO): fatty-acyl-CoA binding
Source: RefSeq, a predicted model, not a curated record